AUGGGUAAGGAGGCGCCUAGGCCGUUGACGGCCAUGGGGAUUAUUCGGAAAGGUGCAAAUCUUUUCUGGAGGAGCGCUAAGCCCAUGCUCUCCAUCCUGGUUAUCAUUCUUGUGCUCAACUAUGUCUGCCUCUCUAGAACCUCGUCUAUCGUCGACUCUUCAAUUUCGCACUUCCUCAGGCGUAAAAACCUCCUACGCAGACUGGAGAAUGGUACUGACGCAUUUAAUUCGAUCGUUAACGAAUCUUGGGAUGAAAUCCGGCAGAUUAUCAGAGCCGUAGUUGUUGUGUCGUUGACUUAUUACCUGCUCUAUUCGUUCAUCGUUAUAGCGAUCAUUUACACUGUCGCCAUGGUCGGGAAGAGCCGGACGGUGGCCCUAAAGGACCUCGUCGUCAGGAUCCGGAGGACCUGGAUGGGCACGAUGGCCACAAACAUCUAUGUCUACUUUCUCACCUCGGGUUAUCUGAGCUUCUGCGUCUUGCUGAUGAGUGCUGUCGCCUUCUUCGGCGGCAUUUCCGCUGCGACUCUUGCCUUGAUCGCGGCCAUGGCCAUCCUGGGAUUUCUUUUCUUUCUACACUUGAGCAUGCUUUGGUCACAAGCCGUUGUGGUCUCCGUGAUGGAGGAAGGACGCUCCGGGAUAUUCGCUCUUGGAAGGGCAGCGGAGCGCGUCCAAGGGAUGAAGGGAUCAGGGUUCAGAGUAAACUUUCUCCUUUUCCUCGUUGUGGCCUUGGCCCAGACGUUGAUCUCAACAGCAACUUUUUUCCCUUUGCCCGAUCUGCUCAGCUCGAUCAUCUUCUCGUUAGUCUACCUGCUGGUGAUGGUGUUAAUCCAGGCCGUCAACGUGGUGUUCUACUACGAGUGCCAGGAGAAUCAAGAAGAAGCAGCCACGAGGAUGGAGAACUUAGCGUACACGAGGGCUCCACUCGAGGAACCAUGA
Messenger RNA from Spirodela intermedia, 936 nucleotides. Lineage: Eukaryota; Viridiplantae; Streptophyta; Magnoliopsida; Alismatales; Araceae. The record is from the annotation of a GenBank genome assembly.